AUGGAUGCUCAGAAGAUCCAGAGAGGUUCAUUGAUUCCUUGUUGCCAGAGUUUUAAUGUAGGGACGUCAGGAGCCAAAGUGUUCUCUGGACCUGCGGUGGAGGAGUUUGGUUACACCGUUCAGCAGUUCACCAAUCACCUGGGGAAAUGGCUGCUGGUGGGCUCUCCCUGGAGUGGAACCCCUGAUAAUAAGAAAGGGGACAUUUACAAGUGUGAGAUCGCAGGCCCAGGAUCCAACUGUGAGAGACUGAAUCUCCAAAAUUCAGUCACCAUUCCCGGUGUGGAAAACAUUAAUGUCAACAUGAGCUUGGGCUCAAUUAUAACUCAGCCCACGAAUGAGGCGUUCAUGACGUGUGGGCCACUUUGGGCCCAAAGGUGUGGGAGUCACUACUUCUACCCUGGAGUCUGCGCUGAAGUCAGCGCCCAUUUCAGUCCACUUCAAGCAUUCUCUCCAGCCCAUCUAAACUGUGGGCCAGUGGACAUAAUGGUUGUAUUGGAUGGGUCAGACAGCAUAUACCCAUGGCCAUCAGUUGUUGCAUUCCUCAAAAAACUACUAGAGAAUCUGGAAAUUGGACCUGAUAAAACUCAGGUCAGUGUCAUGCAGUAUGCUGUUGACACAUCUUUUGAGUUUCGGUUCAACUCUUAUGGAACUAAAGAGUCCAUGCUUGCUGCAGUGUCUAACAUGCCCCAGAAACGUGGGGACCAGACCAAUACAUUCUCAGCCAUUCAAUUUGCCAGUGAGUAUGCUUUCCUCCCACAGUAUGGAGGACGUCCAGGAGCCACUAAAGUGAUGGUGGUGGUGUCUGAUGGGGAGUCUAAUGAUAAACUCAUGCGAGACCAAGCGAUAGCAGCAUGUGAACAAGAGGACAUCACCCGCUUUAGUAUCGCUGUCCUCGGCUACUACAACAGGAACAAUAUAGACCCCAAAAUUCUAAUCACGGAGAUGGAGUCCAUAGCCAGCACUCCGACGGAGCGCCACUACUUCCAUGUGGCGGCAGAGGAAGCUCUCCUGGAGAUCGCAGGAACUCUGGGUGAUCGCAUUUUCAAUAUAGAGGGAGUUGGGAAAGGUGAAGACUUCCAGAUGGAGUUUGCCCAAGUUGGUUUUAGCGCUCAUCAGACCAGCAAAGAGGGAGUGGUGAUGUUAGGAGCAGUAGGAGCAUAUGGUUGGAGUGGAACAGUUGUUCAUCAAAAGGGUCAGACAUCUGAUGUUUUACCUGAGAAAGCUUUUGAGAGCAUCCUGGAGAACAAGAACCACAGUUCCUACAUUGGCUAUUCUGUGACAUCGCUGAGGCACGGCAGCACUGAGUACUUUGUGGCUGGAGCCCCGCGGGCGAACCACUCUGGCCUGGUCGUGGUCUACACACUGGACAGCUCAGCACAGGCCUCCAUCAUAGACACCCAGAGAGGGACUCAGGUGGGCUCCUACUUUGGCAGUGUGCUGUGUCCUCUGGAUGUGGACAAAGAUGGCGUGACGGACGUGCUGCUGGUGGGAGCGCCCAUGUUUAUGAGUGAGGACAAGAAGGAGACGGGGAAGGUCUACGUGUUCUCCAUCACCAACGGGAUUCUGGGUGACCAGGGCUUCCUGGUGGGUCCUUCAGCUGUGGAGAAUGCCCGAUUUGGGAUGGCCAUCUCUGCCGUGCCUGACCUCAACCUGGAUGGAUUCAGUGACGUUGUGGUGGGAGCACCUCUGGAGGACAACAGCCAUGGAGUCAUUUACAUUUACUUUGGAGACAAGACCACUAUCCGACUGCAUCACUCACAGAGAAUUAUGGGAGUGAAGGUGGACCCUGCGCUGCAAUACUUUGGACGCUCUCUAGAUGGCAGUGGAGACCUGAAUGGAGACACCAUCCCAGACAUCUCAGUGGGGGCUUAUGGGAAGGUGGUGCAGCUCUGGUCUCGGGGAAUAGUUGUGGUCACUGCUGAGGUCUCCAGUAUACCAGAGAGAGUCAGCAUCCUGAACAGAACCUGUUCUUUACGGGGGAGGAUGGCAUCCUGUUUCAAGGCUAAGGUGUGCUUCACUGCCCAGCUCAGGUCUACUGUACCUAUGGGACCAGCAGCCAUAACCUACACAAUCAUCCUGGAUGCGGACUUGCAGUCUUCCAGAGUCAGUUCCAGAGGCCAGUUCAGUAACUCAGAGCGCAUUGUAAAGAAAGACAUACAUAUCACCACGCAGCCACUGUGUGAAGACCACAUAGUUUAUGUGCAGGAUUCAUCUGACUUGAUGAAUUUGUUUGCUUUACGAUUAGACAUUGCUCUCCAAGCAUCAGAUUCCAACCCAGUUUUAGAUGUAUUCAGUACAACAGCAUGGGACUUCUUUAUUCCAUUUUCAAAAGACUGUGGCACAGAUGAUGUGUGUGUGAGUGACUUACAGUUGAGAGUGUGGAACAGUGGAGAGCAGUUAAGUUCCUCUCCCAUGUUGGUCAGUCAGAAGAACAGACGACUGUCUUUCAUGGUAUCAGUCACCAAUAAGAAGGAGAAUGCGUACAAUGCCAGAGUCUCUGCCACGUUUUCUAAGAACCUCUUCUAUGCCUCAAUCACACAGCCUAAUAAUGUCACUGAGGUGAAAUGCACAUCCACUGGAGAAUUCCAAAACCUGUCCUGCCAGGUGGGCAGCCAUGUUCUCAUGAGAGAUCAAACAGUGACUUUCGAGAUGAUUUUCGAUUUUAAUACUGAUCAACUUCUGAGGAAGGCCCAAGUAACCUUUGAAGCCCAAAGUGAUAGCGAAGAGGAGAACCCCACAGAUAAUGUGGUUCAUCAUUCCAUCCCUGUGCAGUAUAACUCUGAGAUCAUUUUUACAAGGGAAGCGGAUAUGUCUUUUUACGUGGUUGACAAAGCUUACCAAGUUAGGACUGAAAUGACAAGUUAUGAAGACGUUGGCCCAGAAUUUAACUUUAUGCUUAAGGUUUCUACGGGGAACUUCCCAGUCAGUCUGGUCUAUCUCACAAUCUCUCUGCCAAUCAAAACACUUCUGGGAAACCCUUUACUCUAUCUGACUGGAGUGACAACAGCCCCCUCUAGUAAUGUAAGCUGUGAUGUGAAUGGGGUUCUCAAGACACUGAAGAAAGGCAGAUACCUCCAUUCACCCACCUUCAUGAAAGAGUCCUUCAAGGGCAUUGAUAGCCUGGACUGCAACACCUCACAAUGCCAGACAGUGACAUGUGUUCUCAAAGACACGGUCAUAAAGAGCCACUAUUUUGUAAACGUUACAACACGGAUAUGGAACAGCACCUUUGCUUUAGCAUCUUUUCAGGCCUUGUCUCUGAGUGUGAGUGCUGAUAUUGAGACUGACAUACCAGAUCUACUGGUGAUUACAGACAAACACUGCAAGGUGAAGGUGACCAUCAUCAAAUCUGGAGGGAAAGGGGACAUACCCUUCGUUAUAAUUGUCGGAAGUGUGCUUGGUGGUCUGCUUCUUUUGGUGAUUGUAACAUCAACUCUGUGGACUCUUGGUUUCUUCAAGAGGAAGCACAAACAGCUGAGUAUGACUGGUAAGAAUGAGACCGACUGAAGCCCUCGCACAAGAACACACCAGGAGAACAAAGUCCUCCCCGUUGAAGAACUUGGGCUACUACAGAGCCCCCUUUAACCCAUCUGAGCAGCCAACACAGUGUGGGCUUCUUUAAAAAGCAGUUGUGUGUUCUGGUCAGACAGAAUGGGAGGCCUGCGGAGAGGAAUGAUUG
Messenger RNA from Alosa alosa (allis shad), 3679 nucleotides. Its product is annotated as integrin alpha-2-like. Gene Ontology annotation, molecular function: integrin binding. Gene Ontology annotation, cellular component: integrin complex; external side of plasma membrane. The record is from RefSeq and is a predicted model, not a curated record. The transcript has 30 exons. Gene Ontology annotation, biological process: integrin-mediated signaling pathway; cell-matrix adhesion; cell adhesion mediated by integrin. Lineage: Eukaryota; Metazoa; Chordata; Actinopteri; Clupeiformes; Clupeidae. The coding region runs from base 1 to 3507 and encodes 1168 amino acids.